AAAGCAAAAAAAAAACCCCCCAAAAUUUGGAUACUCAGUCAAAUCCCUAAAUUAUUCGAAAUCGAAAAUUUCACACACAGAGAAGCGCCAUGACCUAAAAAACCUCAAAACUUCCCCCACAACAAUGGCGCUUUUACUCUAAACCCAUUUCCUUUUACCUUCCUCCUACAUUAACAACCCUUCUCUCAAAUCUCUCUUUCCCCAUUGAAAAAAAAAUAUAACCAUGGCGGAGAAUCAGAACUGUACGAGGAUGACGAGGGCGGCGGCGAAACGUAAAGCUUCGUCCAUGGCGGUGGACGAAAACAACCCAGUUACCAAGAAGAGAGUUGUCCUCGGUGAGCUUCCGAAUAUGUCCAAUGUAGUCGCUGUUCCGGUGGAACCCAAUCUAGAAAGAGAUACCCUUAAGGCUAAAGCAAGUGUUAACGCCUCGAAGAAGCAGAUGAAGAAGAAGGCUUUGAUGGUUCCUGAACCUAGCGUAGUGAUUGAACCGAGAUCUGUUGAUCCUCAGAUGUGUGAGCCUUUUGCGAAUGAUAUUUUUGCGUAUCUUCGUGAAAUGGAGGGGGAGCCAAAAUAUAGACCUCUACCUGAUUAUAUUGAAAAGGUUCAGAAUGAUAUAACACCUCAUAUGAGAGCGGUUUUGGUGGACUGGUUAGUUGAGGUUGCUGAGGAAUACAAGCUCGUCUCGGAUACGCUUUAUCUCACUGUAUCCUAUAUCGAUAGAUUCUUGUCUGUGAAGCCUAUUAACAGGCAGAAGCUUCAGCUUGUGGGAGUUUCUGCAAUGCUUAUUGCGUCUAGGAAAUAUGAAGAGAUUGGUCCUCCUAAAGUGGAAGAUUUUUGUUACAUCACGGAUAAUACAUUUACUAAACAAGAGGUGGUGUCGAUGGAAGCAGAUAUACUUCUUGCUUUGCAGUUUGAAUUAGGAUGUCCAACCAUCAAAACAUUCCUAAGACGGUUUACACGGGUUGGACAAGAAGAUUUCAAUGACUCACAAUUGGAGAUAGAGUUCCUUUGUUGCUAUCUAUCAGAAUUGAGUAUGUUAGAUUACACCUGUGUGAAGUAUUUGCCAUCUCUUUUGGCUGCUUCGGCUGUCUUUCUUGCCCGAUUCAUCAUCCGUCCAAAACAGCAUCCUUGGAACCAAAUGUUAGAAGAAUACACAAAGUACAAAGCAGCUGAUCUGCAACUAUGUGUGGGUAUCAUACAUGACUUGUAUCUAAGCAGAAGAGGAAACACUCUAGAAGCUGUUAGAAAUAAAUACAAGCAACAUAAGUACAAGUGCGUUGCGACCAUGCCUGUUUCACCUGAGCUUCCUCUUGCAUUCUUUGAAGAUAUUUCCAUUAGAGGAAAGGCGUAAAAGAAGCAUGAAGCUUAUGUAUUGGAAAUUGCUUGUACCUAAGUUUUUUUGAGUUGUAUAUAUCUGUUAUUAGAGUGGCAGAUUAGUAUUAUCGAGUAUCUCUUUUUAAUUUGUUUUCAAUGAUUUUUUUGCUAACGUUAGUUAAGAAACUCCCUUUCUUGGCUUGGCCAAUUUUUUCAGUGGUUAACUAUAUUAUUAGCUUUUGUAUUGGAUUCGCUUUCUGCUUUUUCUGUUUAUGAUGUAAUCGUGUAAAACCCUCUUUCAAUCAUAUUGGAAUGUGCACA
This is a messenger RNA of Camelina sativa (false flax), 1635 nucleotides long. RefSeq names its product cyclin-A3-4. The record is from RefSeq and is a predicted model, not a curated record. Gene Ontology annotation, biological process: mitotic cell cycle phase transition. Lineage: Eukaryota; Viridiplantae; Streptophyta; Magnoliopsida; Brassicales; Brassicaceae. Gene Ontology annotation, molecular function: cyclin-dependent protein serine/threonine kinase regulator activity.